Molecule: messenger RNA, 8232 nt
Organism: Vitis riparia (riverbank grape)
Lineage: Eukaryota; Viridiplantae; Streptophyta; Magnoliopsida; Vitales; Vitaceae
Exons: 14
Coding region: 126-8024 (2632 amino acids)
Biological process (GO): maturation of 5.8S rRNA from tricistronic rRNA transcript (SSU-rRNA, 5.8S rRNA, LSU-rRNA); maturation of LSU-rRNA from tricistronic rRNA transcript (SSU-rRNA, 5.8S rRNA, LSU-rRNA)
Cellular component (GO): nucleolus
Source: RefSeq, a predicted model, not a curated record
UUUGUCUCCAACCUCUCUCCUUAAACCCUAAAACCCUAAAACCCAUACACCACCCGCCAGUACCCAGCUGCAUAUGCUCUUCGCCAAGGAAGUGCCCAACUCUGAGCCUCAAAAAAAUAGUCACAAUGGAGGAGGAAGAAGCAAUUUACGGCGAAGAUAUUCAAAGAGAAGAGAACAGCGACGAUGAUGAAGUUGAUGUGAAUGACCUGGAUAGCGAGGCUGAGGAACAAGAAAAUCUGAAAUUUGUAGUCAAAGCAUCUCAUGAAGCUAAACUCAGAGAGCUAUUGCAUAAUAUUAAUUUGAUUGAAGUUAAGUUGUAUUCCGAUGCUUCAAAGGAGUUCAUCAAGUUACUUAGGCGUAAUACAGGGGGUGAACUGCUCCAUCAGUAUGUACAGACAAGCUCCAAGUUCUCAGAGCUUCAAGAUGCUUGGAAGCGUUGGCAGGGGAAACCUGGAAUGUCAUAUAUCUUGUCAUUAAUUUCCGCUAUGUUGAGUCAUCCUGAUGGAAUCUAUAGGCCAAAUGACACCAGGAGGAUUGCUAUUAGUAGGAUUAUUGAUAAGUUUGCUCGCUCGAUUGUUGAAGAAAAGUUGGAAGAUAUUUAUAAGGAACUGAACAGUAAAGAAGGGAAGCGCCAGAAGGCUGCUCUUCUGCUGAUGGCUUCAAUAGUUAGACGUAGCUCGAGUUUGGCUUCUGAGGUUGCAAAGAGUUUUAAUUUCAAAUUCCCAGUCUUUCCAAAGCUUGCGGAGUAUAAACUGAAGCAAGUUGAAAAGAAAAGGAAGCAUUCGACAAGAAAAUCAUUUAUUGGGUUUGCAAUGUCAUUUUUGGAAGUGGGUAAGCCAGGAUUAUUGAGGUGGAUCCUACAGCAGAAGGAAAUGUAUUCAGGUGUUCUUCGUGGGCUUGGGAGUGAUGAUGUUGAAAUAGUUGUUUAUGUUCUGUCUACAUUGAAGGACAGGGUUCUUAUUCCAGAAUCAUUGGUGCCUCCAGGUCUUCGGAGUGUGCUAUUUGGGAGUGUUACUCUAGAACAGUUGGUCAGCAUUUCUGGAAGGGAGGAUGGUGGCCCUGCUUCAGAGUUGGCACACAGGGUUCUGGUUAUGGUUUGUACCGACCCUUGUAACGGACUGAUGCCAGAUUUGAAGAGACACCCAUAUCCAUUAAGGGGUAAUCCAAAGCGACUUUUGGGUCUCAUGAAGAAGCUCAAAGCAACAGAGGUUGCCUAUCACAGAGAUCUGCUUUUGUCUAUUGUUAAAGGGAGACCUUCUUUUUGUUCAGCAUACAUGGAUGAGUUCCCUUACAAACUUGAAGACCAUACAUCAUCUACCUGGUUUGCUGCUGUUUCUCUGGCUGCAGAUUUGGUUUCCUCAGUUGGUAUUGGCCUUCCUUUCAAUUUCAUCAAUUCCGAGUCUCUAGAUCUGCCAUCCUUUGAUAGUUCAGAUGUGCAGAGUAUUAUGAAAUGCAUUUGUUGUCGUCCAUUCAGCCGAUUGGUUGUCAAUAAGGGGUUACUUCACCCUAAUGUUUUUGUGAAGCAUGGAACUUUAAGGCUUCUCUUGGAGGAACUGAAGUUCUUGGACUCCUUCGUAAGUGCUAUUAACCAUACUUCUUGUUCCAGCAAUCGAAUGAUGCAUAGACUGGCACCUUUAAAGCAAGAAAUUGAGAAUGAAGUUCGAAUGUUGCUCCCUGAUCCUCAAGUUCUAUUGACACUACUUUCUUCACUAAGUAGUCAAUCCAGAAUUCAAGAGUUGGGUUUGAAAAGAAAAGGAAAUUCUGAAAAUUUUAAUGUACAUAGAAGAAAUGAUAGAAAGAAAUUGAAAACAGAUGUUUUGAAUGAAGACACAGAUAUCAUUGUCAGUGGGAUAAGUUCUGGUCUGGAUAUUGCUUUUCAUGGAGGUGAAAAGGCUCUUGAUACAUUUACUGCAGAUGACAUGGAUAGUGGGAAGGAUAAUGUAAAGAUUAUUGCAAAAAUCUGGGGUUUGCAACCAUCCUCCAUGGCUGGUAUUGCAUUAAGGGAUGUGGAGACAUGCUUCCAUUCUAAGUUGCUUGAUGCUCUCAAAAUUUAUGCUCGAAUUAUGCCUACUGUGUUGGAGGGAUCAUUUGAUUUCUUCAUAAAUCUCCUCGGUAACAGUUCAGCGUUAUCAAUUGAUGUGCAGCAGUCUGUAUUGUCCCUUCUAAUAGAAUAUAUUGGACGGUCUCCUAAGAGUGAGAUUCCCAUAAGAGUCCCGGCACUUAUGUACAAACAUCUGCAGCCAUUUAUCGACUUAUUGAUUUUUUCAUCAACCCGAGAUAUAAGAGAGCAAGCAUUUUAUCUGGCACUUGCAGCCAUGUUCAGUACCGGUGUAUUUGAUUCUAACAUAUCUGAAUUAGGUGCAUGGUUCUUAUUUCUACCUGGCUAUGGUAGAGCUAGUAAGUCAUCUGUUGACACCCAAGGCGUAGAAGUUUUCCAAUCCUUGUCGACAGCUGUUAUCUCGUUCUUUUGUGAUGCUGUUUCCACCAUUGGAAAUAACUCAUUCAAAUAUUGGGAUCUUAUGAGGCUCCAUAUCUCCCAUUUAAAAGGCAUUAAAGAUGUAUCACCUCAUUUCAGCCCUCUCAUCAUCUGUGUCCUAGAGAAGUGUCAAAGGGUGCUCAAGUCUGGAUCUGGAACCUUUACGCUAGCUGAGAAAUCAAUUAUAUCAUUGUAUGUGUCCAACACAUUAACCUAUCUCCUGCAAACUCAGGUAGAUCCUGGAUUGUUAUCUUCUCUCCUUGAUUUAGUUUUAUCUGAAAGACUUGAAGAUCAAUGUCUGGAUUCCAUGGAGUGGAGGCCGUUGAAGAAUCUAUUGCUCUUUUCACAAGACAUAUCACACCAACGACAUUAUUGCAUUUUUUCUAUUGAUGAAAAAGCUAGGCAUACUGACAGUUCUUUUAAUGAUACACUUGCUGAAGUGCAAAGAAUUGUUAGGAGUGGGCAUGAUAGUGGAUUAACUGGAAUAGCUAAAAUGUUCUCUUCCUCAAUUGUUGGUACAACACCUGAUGAUAUAUUAAAGAAUUUUCCAUCAGUUAUUACUGUUUCACAGGACCUUCAAGGAGUUCCUUUUGCACUUUUGUCAUCUAUAUCUUUUCAUGAUCGGAGUCUUCUAGCCAGGGCUUCUAAGUUAUGGCCUGAUAUAUUCUUUUCUGGUCUGCAAAGAGUUGGAUUGAUGAUACACUCCAAAGGCAAAGGCGAUGAUAAUUGCAGGAUUCCUAGCCAUUCCUUGUUUGCCGAGGAAAUAUUUCCUAAGACAGAUUUUGGUUUAAGUGAGUCUGCUUCUGUUGCAUUUAGUCUCUUUCUGCAGCAGGCACCUUUUCAUGUGUUGUUUCCUGCAAUUAUGAACAUUGAUGGUCCAUAUUUAUUGGAGCCCUCUAAAGUACAACAGUUGCUUCUAGCUAAACUAUCUGAACAGACCACUGAUUACCUCAUUCUUUCUCUUCGCCAUGUGCUAUUCUGGAUCCAUCAGAUACGAUCAUACUAUAGAAUAAGGCCAUUAGGUGAACUGGAACAUCUUUUUGAAGUUUGCUUCAUUCUUGUGAAACGAAUGCUGGAUGAACUAUUGGUUCUGAGACCUGAUUCUGAUUGUUCAACAACUAUUGGAGUUCCUUUCUCUACAGUUCAAGAAGUGGCUGAAAUCAUCUUCUGUCAUCCUGCAGUUAUGGUGUCAUUGUCUUGUCCUUUGAGCUGUCAUGAGGAAUCAACAAAAGGAACUAUUGGAGACAGUUUGGAGACUUUUCUUAGAUCAUCCAAACAUUCAGUUCAUAAAAUGGACCAUCAUGUCUUGAACUUGUUGAUAAGCACUUCUGAUUAUCUGGUAGCUCUAUGUGAUGGCCAGAAUCCUAUAUCUAAAGUUGAUGACAGUGCAAAGAAACAACUUGUAAAGGUUUUCAAAGCCCUGUUACAGAGACUACUCCUGGAACUCAGGAGCAGGUUUGAUGUGUGUAUCAGGACCAAAAAUUUUGUGCCCUUUCUCCAGGCAUUUUAUGCUUCACAUAUUUUGAGUCAUUUUAUAUCACCCUUCAAGCUGUUUGAGUUAGCGUAUUGGAUGUUUAGUAGAGUUGAUCUGAAUGACCUGACAACUGGGGAAUUUGACAAUAUGUCUGCACUCUCUGUUGUAUUUUGCAUUGCCAGUGGUGCUUUUGACAUGUUAUCUAGUUAUUUUCAGCAUCCAAUUACAAAGAAAGUACAAUUCGAUUUGUUUUGGGAAAUGGAAGAAAAAAGUUUCGACAUUAUUGUUUUUGAGAAAAUUUAUAUGAAGGCAUUAGAGUUUGCCACAUGUUUCAAACUAGAGUUUGCAGAUGUAUGUUUGCUGAAAGCUGUUAAAGUAAUGUACAGGCAGAAAUUUGAGCAGCAUCAGAGUUUUCUUCUUCCAUUGAGUUUGGUAUCAUCAAGGGUGAUAGUGAGUACUCCUGUAAAAAUUAUUUCGCAUUGCAUAAACAGGCCAAGCAUGAUCAGAGCUAAAUUAUUAUUUCUUCUUAUUGAAGUGAGUCCCCUGCAUUCGUCAGUCUUUGGGCACUUAUUUUCAGGUCUUCUUAACAAAGGUUUGCCGCAUAAGGACAAUGUGGUGGAAACUCCUUCAGAUGAAGGCUUUAUGAUGCUUCUCCCUGCUGCGUUGUCAUACUUGAAAUCAACUUCCUUGAAAUUUGGGAAGCAGUACUACACAUGUUUUAAAGGUAUACCUUCUUUAUAUUCAAGGAUUCUCCUGGAUGGUUUCCUUGACUGGAAGGGCUUUGUGUCAAGAAGCAUAUUUCAGAUUGAAGAUGGUGAAUUCUUACCUUCAUCCACUGAGGACCUUUCCAAUCUCGUUAACAGUAGUCUUCUGGGAAAAUCAAUUCAUAUGUUGUGGUUUUACUUUGCCUUCAGUGGGCAUUCAAUGAAAAAGAAGAAGCGAUUCAAGCUAUUUGAUGUCAUUUUCCCAUGCUCUGGACAGGAUGGAAUGCUAGACUGUGAUGUUAGUGAAAUUGAUUCUUAUUCACUUAACCAGUCAUUAAACUUUGUUAAUAGAGUUGUUGCAAAGAUAUCUUUAUGUAGGAUGCUGUUAUUUCCAGGGGAUUGCCAGGUUAAGUCUCUGUCCAAAGAGUCAGAUGGACCUGUGGAGGAUACUCCUUUGGAAAUGGGAUUAAAUAGAGAGGACUCAUCAAGGAUCCGGUUGAUCAACAUCUUGGUGAAUACUUGGCAGAAGAUUGUUGAGAGAUUCUCCUGUGUCUCUGAUAAUUCUGGAAAAGUGACAGACACAGACUGUUUGCCCUUGUUCAAGUUCUUGGAAGUCUUUAUUUUGAGAAAUGUUCUUGAAUUAGCCAGAGAAAUGCAUAAUAGUCUUAUCCAACUUCAUUCUCUUCCCUUCCUGGAGAAACUCACAAGAUUGUCUCUUCUUCAUAGGUUUGAGGAUGCUACAACGUUGAAAAAGCUCCGAAGUGUCCUAACUUCACUUUCUGAAGGGAAAUUUUCACAUGUUUUACUUCUUCAGCUGCUGCUUGCCCACUCCCAAUUUGCCCCCACUAUUCAAUCUGUCUCUAAAUCACCUGGUUGCUCUCAGGUUGGUGUGUUUUCGAAGCCUAUGUCCAGCAUUCUUAGAUCACUUACCUUUACUUGCACUGAUCAAGGUACUAUUGAUGGUAAUAACAAUUUUGAAAGAUCAGAUCUGUGUGUGAAACAGCUGGAAGUUAUUAAGUUACUCAGGUUACUCCUUUGUUUCAAGGGCCACUGGGAUGGUUCUGAUUUGGAAAAAAAUAUUGACAUAAAUGCCAGAGAACUAAUCUCAUUGCUUUUGUCUUCUUAUGGGGCAAUGCUCAAUGAAGUUGAUUUGGAAAUUUACAGUCUCAUGCACGAGAUUGAGUCUAAUGAUAGAUUAAAAUCUGGAAGUAUUGCUGAUAUGGAUUAUCUCUGGGGAAGUUCUGCUUUGAGAAUAAGAAAAGAACGAGUGCAGGAGUUGGAGAUUUCAGCUAACAACAUUCUUGAUGCUGAAGCAGUAGAAGAACGCCAAAGAAGUCAAUUUAGAGAAAACCUUCCCAUUGACCCCAAAUUAUGCGUGAACACAGUGCUAUAUUUUCCCUAUAAUAGAACUGCAUCUGAUGGACCCAUAUCCUUGAACAAGGUUCACCCAGAUAAUGUUAAGGAUAUGAUCCAGGGAUAUCCUCCUCAUGUUGAAAAUGUACCACGAUAUGAUCCUGUUUUCAUCUUGCACUUUUCAAUUCAUAGUCUGUCAAUGCGUUACAUUGAACCUGUGGAGUUCUCUGCGUUAGGCUUGCUUGCAGUUGCAUUUGUUAGCUUGUCUUCACCUGAUGACAUGAUAAGGAAAUUGGGUUAUGAAACUCUUGGGAGAUUUAAGAAUGCAUUGGAGAUGUGCCAAAAGAGGAAGGAUGUAAUGCAACUACGGCUUUUGUUGACAUACAUGCAAAAUGGAAUAGUAGAGCCAUGGCAGAGAAUUCCUUCUGUAACUGCAAUUUUUGCUGCAGAGGCUUCUUUUAUAUUGUUGGAUCCUUCACAUGAACAUUAUUCAACCAUAAGCAAGCUUUUGAUGCGCAGUACUGGGGUGAAUAUGAAAUGUAUACCACUAUUUAAUAAUUUCAUUUGGAGUUCAUCCAUUAAUUUCAAGUCAGAAAGGUUGUGGCUACUUCGCCUUUCAUACGCAGGACUGAAUUUAGAAGAUGAUGCUCAAAUCUAUAUCAGGAACUCCAUUCUUGAAACUAUAUUGAGUUUUUAUGCAUCUCCUUUUUCAGAUAACGAGUCAAAGGAAUUGAUUCUUCAGAUAGUGAAGAAGUCUGUGAAAUUGCACAAGAUGGCUCGUUAUCUAGUUGAACACUGUGGUCUAAUUUCAUGGUUGUCAUCUGCACUCUCAUUCUUUAGUGAGAGGCUCAGUGGAGAUCAGAGAAGUUUUUGGUUAAAGCAGUUGACCAUUGUGACAGAGGUUAUCAAUAAUGUUAUUUCAUCCAGAAACAUUAUUGGGUGGUUGCAAAAGGAUGCCCUUGAGCAGCUCUCAGAAGUUGCAUUGCAUCUAUACAAACUCUUAAUAGGUGCAGUGCAAUUGAUGAAGGACAAUGUCACUUUGGUUAAUUCGAUUCUGCAAAUACUGAUAUCAACAUUGAAGUUUUCACAAAAAAGGAAAAUAUACCAGCCCCGUUUUACCAUUUCAAUUGAGGGUUUAUUUAAAAUAUAUCAAGCUGUUGUUGAUGUAUCUAGUGUUCCAAGAUCGAGUCCUGCUUCAGAAUUUGGAUUAAAAGUGAUACUCAUGAGCUCGCCUCCACUGAACAUUUUUCAAAUGAAGCAAGAAGAGCUUUCAGAGUUUGUAGGAUGGGCGAUUUCUACUGCUUUGCAGCCAGAAUGUACAGGAACACUUCAACUUGCAGAGUCUUAUCUCCAUUUCAGAGUUUUCUCAGAGGAAGAGCCAAGCCAGGAUUCUCUAUUGUCAAAGCUUUUGCGGUGGCUCACUGCUUCUGUAAUCCUGGGUAUGCUUUCAUGGAAGUCUACUGAUUUAGACAUCAAUAUUUUAGAAAGAUCAAAUUCGAAAACUUUGCUAUCUUUGCUGGAGCAUGUGAAGAAAGGAAGUGGAGAAAAUGGCAGGAAUGCUUUUCAUUGUGAAGAGAUAUUAGCUGCUUCUAUUUUCUACCUCCAACAGCUUCUUGGGUUGAAUUCCAGAGUGCUUCCUUCAGUGGUAUCUGCACUUUGUUUGUUACUCCUUUCUGAUGCCUCAAAUUCUGCAGGAUCAGAAUUCAUGCUUGGUCAUGAGAGUCAUGUGGCAUCACUCUGCUCAAGGAUCCAUUGUCCUGUGGAAGCAAAUCCAGCUUGGAGAUGGUCAUUUUAUCAGCCAUGGAAGGAUCUUACUUCAGAACCAACUGACCUAGAGAAGAUGGAUGAACUCCAUGCAUGCCAAUCUCUUUUAGUGGUAAUCUCAAAUUUUCUUGGAAAGAAAUCACUAGAUGCACCAUUCCUAUCCCAUCAAGAUGUGGAGAAUUCUGGUGUUUAUAAGUGGGAAAGAAGUAUUAUUGAAACUGAAAGCCAUUCAAGGCAAAACCCAUCUGUCUAAUUUGCAAUUUGCUGGUCUACUUAGGGUUUGUGGUAAUACUAGUCCUCUGUUGUAACAUUGUUUUAACCUAAAUCUUUACUUGAAUGUAUAUCAUACAUCGGAGAAAGUUGGUCCACAUUGAUUUUGGUUGUAACUUCUGCUGGUCUUGUAAAGGAACACUGAAAAUAGUUGAAAGGAGAAAAGUUUUUUUUGCUUGAGAUUGAGAAUA